ACUUAGGAAUUGAAUUCAUGGAGAGCGAAGAGGUGUACCAGCGCCAGGUGCUGUCUGUUUCCUGUAUCGUCUUUGGCAUAGUCAUAGUGGGCAUGCUCUGUGCUGCAUUCUACUUCAAAACAAAGAAACAAACUAAACAAAUUCAGGAACAGCUGAAAGAGAUAGAGAAUGGGAAAACCUACAGCCUUAAUGCUUCCAGCAUGAUGGCAAAAUCAGACACCAUGGCACAAAGCCGAGUCCAGCUGCAAAAUUAUUCAAAGACAGACAGGCAUCCUGGGCCUGCGAUGGGAAAAGUUAUGGAGUCUAGUUUUUCAGGUACUCAGUCUUUCCCCGAAGCCUUGUCUCCUGACAGAGGAAGCCAGCCUACCAAGCAACAUAGAAGUCUCUCUUCGUGCUGCAGUCCAGGACAAAGAAGUGGAAUGCUACACAAGAAUGCUUUUCGGAAGACUCCACCCUUACCUCGGGGUAGGUUCAAUGGAAUUACAGGACCAGCAUAUCAACAGCUUGAAGAGUCAAGGAUCACAGAUCAGGACACAAUACCUUGUCAAGGGUAUUCAUCCACUGGUUUAAAAACUCCUCAGAAUACUUCAAUAAAUAUGCAACUGCCUUCACGAGAGACCACUCCCUAUUUUAAUAAUGUGGAUCAGAAGGACUUGGUUGGAUAUUCCGCAUCAAGGGCCAACUCAGUUCCCAUCAUCCCAUCGGUGGGCUUGGAUGAAACCUGCAUGCAAAUGCAAAAUGUUUCUGAAGUAACAGGAAUCAAAUGGUGCAAAAACUCCUAUUCAGCUGAACUUGUCAAUGCCAGUGUCCCAGUCAGCAAUUGUCUUAUAGCAGAACAACAGGAAGUGAAAAUAUUGCUAGAAACUGUCCAAGAGCAGAUUCGAAUUCUGACUGAUGCAAGGAGGUCAGAGGACUAUGAACUGGCAAGCACAGAAUCAGAAAACAGUGCAAGUGAAAACACAGCUUUUCUGCCCAUGAGUCCCAUGGCAAAAUCGGAACGAGAAGCAAAAUUUAUCUUAAAAAGCGAAACACACAGAGACUCGGCAUUGACCAAGUGACUUUGAGGAGAGUGGGGGUGGGGAAAUAAGGGAUCUGUGCACUCAAAGCUUUGCUAAACAGGAAAGGAAGGAAAUUAAAUACAAAUUAUUUAUAUGCAUUAAUUUAAAAGCAUCUACUUAGAAGAAACCAAAUAGUCAAUCGCCCUCAUAUCAUAGUGUUUUUUAACAAAAUAUUUUUUUUAAGGGAAAGAAAAGUUCCAGGAGGGAUAAAGCAUACAUCUAAAGCUUGUUUGGUUUGGGUUUUUUUUUUGAAGGGGGGAUUGCUUUUCUUUUUCAGAGUUACACAUUCAGUUGCAGUUACAGUAUGUUUUAAAACUGUCCUGUUUGGCUGUUAGAAGGCUUGGGAGAUGUAUAUUUUUCAAAAAAGCCAAAUUCAUUCUUAGACUCUUUGGUUUCAAAGUAGAGCUGUGUUGAACUGUCCACCAGGGAUUCAUUCUCUGGUGAGCAAGUUCUUCUUGAGUAGCCUCAAAUAAUAUAGGCCCAUAAUUAGCCCUCCAUUCUACCAGUAUCUUGGUCCCAGAUUCAUAAUUUUAAAACAAAGCAACACACACACAAAGUCAAUCUUUCCUAUCUAAAUUCUAAAGUAUGGUUCCAAGCCACAUAAAAUCUGAAACAACUGUAAAGCCCUGAUUCAGCCAGAUGCUUAAGCAUGUGGCUUCCUUUAAGUACAUGAGUAGUCUUAAUGAAGUCAGUGGGACAACUCAUGACCUUUAAGUUAGCAUGUGCUUAAGUAUCUUGUUAAAUCAGAGCAUGAGAGCUGGAGAUGCAAUGAUCGGGUGUUGCUCACAACCACUGGGCAGCCUCAUCUCAUUGUGAACUGUGCUUUUUAAGUUUGGAUUUUCAGUGAGAAAGGAAAAGAAGAAGAAAAAGUGUGUGUGUGUGUGUUAUGAAUUUUCUACCAAUGGGAACUUAAACCACAUUAUUUUGUCACAAAAAUCACAGUAUUUUGAAAAUGUUAUACUUUGAAGACAUUUUUGAGCACUCCAAAAGAGCACUUUUAAAAUAUAUUUUUAGUUUGGUUAGUUCAGAGAUCAGUUGGGGAGAUACAAUAUGAUCAAUACUCAGUAUAUAUUUGUUCAUGCUGUCCUAAUUUGUUUCCACAUUCAGUUUUUCCUGUCAUUUGAAUUAAGCAUGACUUCUGCUUGUGAACUUUUAAGGGCCUUUUCCUGCAGCUGGUUUGGUACUGGUGGGUCCAGGCAUUUGUAAAAACCUGUCUUGAAUUUAAUUGAGGGUGUGCAAGGGCACAUGGGCUCCACCAAAUAGAUCCAUCUGGAGAAUCAAGGUUUUAGAGAAGGAAGAUCAUUUGCUGAUUGCAGUGUCCGAGGCACUUGCUUUCUUACAUUUUCUUUUCUGUUUUCUCCUGUAUCCACAGCACAUGAUGUGCCACUAAUACGGUGGCCUAAAUUCAGUAAUGACAUAUGAACUACUAUUUUUAAAUAUUCUGUUUAAAUUAUUUGUUUAAAAAAUUAAUGAACGAUAGUAAAUAAUUACCAAAUAGCCUUCCCCAUUCAAUGCUGGAAGACCGGUUGAUUUAUUAACAAAAUCUACAGUGUACACAAAAUGUAUUCAAAUACGUACUCCCUUUACAGCAAGGUAAUUGCUAAAGUUAUUAGAUGUGCCCCAGACUUUCCAGUUCACCAUUCUCAAGAGUGAGUUUCCAAAAUAGAACCAUCGAUCGGUCUAGUGCUGUUGUAUGUUGAGUCGGAAUAAAGCAAUAUUUCAACUUCUCUCUAGUGAACUGAAGAAAAAAAAAGGCUGAAGGCAUAUGCCAUUUAUUUUCCCCCAUUAUUUAGGGCAUUAAGGAAAAAUUAGUAUUCACAUAAGAAGUCUUUUUUCUAAAAAAAGCAAAGUUGAUGGAAUUGUUUUAUUUACACAACUUUCUAUGGCUGUAAUCUUUGCUGUGUGUUUUCAAUAAAAAUAUAUAUGAGAGCAAAUUAUGAUUUAUGCCCCUGGAUGGAGCAUCAUUGGUUUUGAUUCCCUUCUUCAAAUGUCACUUGGAUAUGGCUGGAUUUAAGGAACGAGUUCCCUGAGGGAUGUACCUUAUUGAUGAAAGCUCCAAUCCUGCAAUCCAAUUUCAUGUGCGUGGGCAAUGCCCUGUUCACUUCAGCAGGGCUCCAUGUGGGUGCAGCAGGCUGCCUCCACUCAGUGAACUACAGGAUCAGUACCUAAGAUACAUAGUUUAAAAAAGUUUCACGUUGAAAUAACAGAAGUCUGGCCUUAUUGCCCCCAAAUCCAACUACAUUUUGCAAUCAGAAAAUGCACCCUUUGAAAUGUAUUGGAAACACACUGCAGGAUUUCUGUUGAAGAAAGAGGCAAUGCCUUUCUUAGUUUAACACCCUGAAAAGCAGAAACAGUGGAAGAGCAAUGUAUUAAAAACUGAUGGAGUGUCUGAUUGAAUAAUAGAUGAAGAUCUGAAAUGGUGAGAAAUCUUCAGCUCAUGUUAGAGAUGCUAUCUUGUACUGAACAAAGGAUGUGUGACUGGUAUUUGUUACCUGUUCUAUUCAGUUUCAGCAUGUUUGAAUAGAGAGACAUUAAUACUAACCUUAUAUUAGUGUAUUAUUUGUUAAGAAUUUCAUUUCAGCACUUAUUGAAAGUCCAUUGUUUCAAGAGGAAAAAGUUAAAGAAGAUCUAGACAGGUCACUGUAAUAUGAAUUGUAUGUUUCUCUAAUGUAAGUGUUUUCCCCUCUUUAGUGAAUGGAACAACAUUUUAUCUGAAUUCUGACACUUCAGUUAUGUAGGCUGCAGAAAAGACUUCAUGAAGUUUCACUUACACUACUGAAAGACUAGCUCAUAUUUUUGUUCCAGACAUCCCAUUGAACCCAAGUUGCUUAGAAGGGGUGUAAGUCAGUGCAGAAUAUAGUUUGUGCUAAUAAAAUUACAUCUGUUGCUCAGCUGGGAAACCAGAUAAUAAUCCUCCAUGGAAGAAACUCUAAACUCAUUGAUGUACGCAUAAAAUAAUUGAAAUUUACAGCUGCCCUGUAAAGAUCAAGUUUAGUUAGGUGUGAAAAUUCACACCAGUUGUUACACUUCACCAAACUGGGAAAAUAGCUAAUUAAAUGGUUUAAAAUAGACCAAGGGAAACUGACAUCUCUUAAGCAUACUACUAUUGAACACAAUUACAAAAUAUGGGCAUUAUGUGUCCUAGAUUUCUUGCUUCUGAAUAGAUUUUCUUCAAAACAACUCAACAACCUCCUCCCUGCCCCUUAUUAGUAGAGGGCUCCCAGAAAUCUGAAGUGGGAAAUGUGGUGAACAUAGACACACGUUUUCACAUUGCU
Messenger RNA from Chelonoidis abingdonii (Abingdon island giant tortoise), 4333 nucleotides. Lineage: Eukaryota; Metazoa; Chordata; Testudines; Testudinidae. The record is from RefSeq and is a predicted model, not a curated record.